AUGGACACGCUUCUGGGAACGUCCUUUUUGGUUCUGUGGCUGCAGCUCAACAGGGUGAGUGGCCAACUGACAGAGAAAAGCAGCCAACAGCAAGUGAAACAAAAUCCUCCAUCUCUAAUCGUCCAGGAAGGAAGGACUUCAGCGCUGAACUGUGCUUAUGAGAACAGUGCACUUAACUACUUCCAAUGGUACCAGCAAUAUCCUGGUAAAGGCCUUGUACUUUUGAUGUACAUAAGUUCAGUUGUGAAUAAAAAGGAAAAAGGAAGAUUCACAAUCUUCUUCAGCAAAACUGCCAAACACCUCUCUCUGUACAUCGCAUCUUCCCAGCCUAGAGACUCAGCCACCUACUUCUGUGCAGCAAGUGCACAGUGCUCUCCAGGCACCUGCAGCCUUUACCCAAACCUGCAGCUGGACUCCAGUCAAUCCGUGCUGUCAGGGCUUAGAUGGGCAGAUAUGCUGACUGAUUUUAGGUUACACAUUGUUAUUGUUGUUAUUAAUAUGUGGUUUCUUCAAAAUCCUGAAGGACAACUCAUCAGCCUGUUUUACAUUCCUUCAGGAACAAAGCAGAAUGGAAGAUUAAAUGCCACAACCCUUAUUUCAGAACGUCUCAGCUUGUUACACAUUUCCUCUUCCCAGACCACAGACUCAGGCAUUUAUCUCUGUGCUGCAAGCCACAGUGCUUCCCCAGCACCUGCAGCCUGCACACAAACUCUGACUGCCCAACCCCUUCAGCUGUGA
Elephantulus edwardii (Cape elephant shrew) is the source of this 738-nucleotide messenger RNA. RefSeq lists its product as uncharacterized. Lineage: Eukaryota; Metazoa; Chordata; Mammalia; Macroscelidea; Macroscelididae. The transcript has 3 exons. The coding region runs from base 1 to 738 and encodes 245 amino acids. The record is from RefSeq and is a predicted model, not a curated record.